Aspergillus piperis CBS 112811 is the source of this 1692-nucleotide messenger RNA. RefSeq lists its product as uncharacterized. Gene Ontology annotation, molecular function: protein binding. Bases 229 to 1479 code for a protein of 416 amino acids. The record is from RefSeq and is a predicted model, not a curated record. Lineage: Eukaryota; Fungi; Ascomycota; Eurotiomycetes; Eurotiales; Aspergillaceae. The transcript is spliced from 2 exons.
AGCAGGGGAGGGACGUAUUCAAUCCAAGCAUGUACGUUGGAUUUAAUCAAAUUAGGGGGUUGAUGAUAGAUGCAUCCACGGUAGGCAGCAGAGGUAGGUGCCUGGCGACAGUGAAUGAAUGAUUGAAUGAAUGAAUGAAUGAAUGCCUCGACAGUAUAUAGACGCGCUCUGCGUUCCUCAAUAGCCUGGUAAUAUCAACACAUAGAAACUCUCUCUCUCUCUCUCAACAUGUCCAUCGCUUGUCUUCCCAUUGAAAUGGUGAGGAAAAUCUGCACCUAUCUGCAGCUACCAGCCUGGUGUGCGUUUCGACUGGCUUGUCGGUCGCUCUACAACAUCACUCUCAAUUCGUUUCGACGCGUCUUCCGCAGCAUCUCCGUCUUGUGCACCUCCGGCGGACUGUGCCAACUCUAUGAGCUUUCCAUGCUCGUCCAGGAACUAUUCAAUGGUGAAUAUGAAAUACAUCCCUAUGGUUUCGCGUAUUGGGACUGUAUUCAAUUGGCCUUGAAGAAACAGCGACAGCAGCAGCCUGAGGAGUACUCCGCUUCAGCCCAUGUCUCGCAGUACUAUCAGGAUUUUCGCUUCGUCAUGAAAGAUCAUCGACGCAUACUGAAGUCGCCGACUGCCAUCCGCGUUCUCCGACACUGUAUGAGCCGUUUUGUCAACUUAACUACAGUCGGGUUACGAUAUCGCCCGGCCGAAGGAAGUCGUGACUCGAUAUGUCUAGGCUGGCGCAGUCUAACAGACGACCUCGGCUUUCCCCCCAAGUUCCCCAAGGAGUUCCGCCGGCACGAAUGCAUCUCCAGAGAGCAGGAUCAAGCUUUCUGUGUCCUUGUUAGAGCCCUGAUUGCGAGUGGUCAGAACGUGAAGCAUCCGUCAACCUGUGGCAAGCAUUGCUAUGGCGUGGCGCUUGCCAGGCUGAAGCUGACUCAAAAUGGAACACGGGAGGGCGACCAUCCAGAACGUCCCCGUGAGCUGUUGACAGCCGUUGGCCCGACUCUCGAGGUACUACGGUAUCAAUUCGACUCCAUCAACGCGUCUUACCCCCCUACAACUUUCCCCAUUCUUGAGAUCUUCCCGGGAAUACAGUUUCCACGCCUGCACGAAGUCCGUUUGCAGAAUCUAGUGGUCCCACCGGAAGCCCUGAUGGACUUUCUUCGUGCUGUAUCGCCUACCUUGACCGACCUGAUUCUAAAAGCAGUCAGUCUAGCCCAGCCUGACGAUCCGUACGGCCCUUUGCCCCAAGAAGACAUCCCAGGGGAGACCAAGCACCGUUGGCAGCAUGUUUUGGAAUCCUUUCGCGAUGAGCUGUCCUUGCACUUCCUUGUAUUGCAGGCCGUUAUGUUUAAGCGUCAUGUGCUGGAAAUUGAAGAUGAGACAUACACCUGGGGCCCGCCACAUAAUCAGGAUACGGCUGCCCAUAACGUUGCGCGAACCGGCCUUUCCUUUCACGAUUGGGUGAACCAGCUACGUUUGAAAUGACUGCUAACUUGCUGGCCAGUAUGCUAGCUUACUCUUUACCCUCAGAGCUAGGGUGUGUACGUGUGUAGUGUUGUUUAACUAAGAACCUAUCACCUUCCACCUCUCAUGCACUACAAGCUUCACCCAUCAUAAGUACCUACUAGAUAGAUAGAUAGAUAGAUAGCUUAAUUGUUGCCUUAUCUCUCAAUUACAACCCCACUGGCAGUUCUCGAA